Molecule: messenger RNA, 489 nt
Organism: Colletotrichum graminicola M1.001
Lineage: Eukaryota; Fungi; Ascomycota; Sordariomycetes; Glomerellales; Glomerellaceae
Exons: 2
Coding region: 1-489 (162 amino acids)
Source: RefSeq, a predicted model, not a curated record
AUGGCCGCAGACUUCACAUCGCAAAGACUUACCCAACAACUUGUAAUUAUGCUCGGCCGCAUCCUCCUCACGCUUGAGGAUGUAAUGCUGCUCUUCGGCGCAUCAGCGGGUUGGAACGAGACACGCAUCCACAAUCCGCGCUGGCCUCCGCACGCCAGGCGAGACUCGCUCCGCAUCGCGGGCUUCCUUGAGUCAGUCUGGGCGGCCCACUGGGCGUCGCUGCUGUAUCCUCGGACCUCCGGGCUGGAUUUCGAGUUCGGCGGGCUGGGUUUUCCGCAGAAAUACCUCUUCACGGCGGCCAUCGGGCUCGCCGUGACGGGUCGUAUCUCGAAACGUGAUUCUGAAUGCGUGGGCGUCGACACAGGCGCAGGAGUCUUAUGCCGCGGUCCUGGUGGCACUCAACGAGAAGGGGACAGAGAGCGUAGAGGGACCGGAGCCCUUUCGAGACUAGAAACAGGGGGCUGCUUCGUCAGAUUCCAGGCAACGUAA